Molecule: messenger RNA, 888 nt
Organism: Candidula unifasciata
Lineage: Eukaryota; Metazoa; Mollusca; Gastropoda; Stylommatophora; Geomitridae
Source: the annotation of a GenBank genome assembly
GUAGUCCCGACGUUCAUAGCAAAAGCUGAAAACCAUUUUGUUCUACUGAAAGAUAUCAUUAUGAAUCAGACAGCACUAAGAGAGACAAUCAGUAAAAAUUUCCUCACGGAACUGUCGUGGUUUCCCUUCAACAAUUUGACCCCCGAUGAAGAGAGUUACUACAACACAACUGGGAAAGCACAAUCAACAUGGAGUGCUGCCAAUGACUACAUCUGGCUCAGACAUAUCAACAGGGCUACAGAUGAGGAAGUGGUAGGACAAGAGAUUCUACCACCCGUGUAUCUGCCAACAAACGGUUCACUGUCUGGUGGCAGUGGCAAGGGGUUGCUGAAAGCUAAAGUAAACCUAUCAUUACCUUGUCAACGCAUUUCCGUGAUUUUCCCGCCAAGAUGGGGAACUGAGACCAGUGCCGCCUUUCUGCUCAACAUCGACAAUGAUUUUGAUACUCCCUACAGAGCUCUCAAUUUCAUGGUGAACAGAACCGAGCAGCAGAUCCGAGAGAAGGGCAGCACUCCCCUCAACGCUUUCCUGCCUCGAUUCUUCAAGAACAGCGAUUGCUAUCUGUGCUACAGUAACAAUGAGAUCACCAGGCCUAACGACAGUGGGAGGACCAUGGUGAUUGAUUUCCUGGCCCCGCCCACACAAGAAGGCUUCUACCCGGCUGCUGCUGAUUUUGCCAACCAAUUUAAAAACGAGAAAGUCCGACCUCACUGGGGAAAGCGUCAUGACAACAUACCCGGGAUCAUUGACAUCAUUCAUCAGACCUACGGCCAACUCCUCCCACAGUUCCAAGAGCAAAGACAAUUGGCUUAUGUCGACCCAUGUGACAUGUUUAUGAAUUCUUAUUUGUUGGCUAUAUUUGGCCGCAGCAAGAUAUGCCCUUAUUAG